GAGCCAGCUCCGGUUUCCCCGCCUGUGGCUGCAGCCUGCCGCAGCGCCUGCGGGCCCACGCCCGCCGCCCGACACCAUAACAUUGCCAUCGCUACCUGCCGCAUGACAUUGAGGUCGAUGUCGACGAGCACAGAUCGCUUCUACUUACCUACUGAUGUCAUCGCGAAAAAUAAAGGUAGCACUACACUGAUAGGUUACAGGACAUAGGUCAGAGAUAAGUAUGCGUAGAGCUAGAGAUGGUGCGUUCUUCGUACUGCUUCUCCAGAGCUGUUUCUGAGUCCGGCAGCCAAUUAAACGUGAUAAAGGCUUUAACAAUCCAUUCAUGAGAUUUUAAAUUAUGUAGCUGAAGAUCUAGAUAGUCUUGAAGUCUGAGGAUGAAAAUCUUGAAAUGAACCAUUUCAGGGUUAUUUAUCACCUGAGUGUCCGGUCAUAGACAUACCUCGGACAAUCUUAGCACGUUCAACUUUCCAUAGUCUAGUCCAGUGGCACACAUGGCGGGGUCACCUGAUUGUUUGAAAAAGUAAGACGAUUUCAUGUUUCGUAAGGGGCACUCGUUGGUACCGGUUACCAGCUCAAAUACCUCUACCAACCCGCAAUGGAGCAGGGUCGUGGAUUAUGCUCUCUUUGAUUGAUUUAGUGGAACGUAGGUAUAUGGGCUGGUUUAUGUUAUUAUUUCUUAUUAGCAGAAAACAGAAAAUUACAGUGUGUGUACAGUUUUUAACGGCCCAUUUCAACUUUGCAACACAAGUGUGUUUGCAAUACUUUUUUAAACAUGCCUUGUCACCAUAAAAUAUGGUUGAACAUAUAGUUAUGGGAAAGGCAAAAUGACUUGAGCGCCAAAAUAUCCUAAAAUAGCAGUCCAUGUUAUAAUAAUUAUGGAUUGCUAGACGUAGAAAAUGAAAACCUACCUACAUCUUACGUGGACGUCGUCGAAAUUGGAUAUAUGGGUAAAAAGUUAUGAAAACUACUUUAAAAGGCUUUUUUCGAAAUGGCCUCUUGGCGCUUAAGUAAUUUUAUCUUUCUAUUGACGAUAUCUAUCUUGAAAUGAGUCAGAGGAGUGGCUGAGGGUUACAUUACGAAUGAUUUGUGGCUCUGCCCACCCCGAUAGGAAUAUGGGCGUAACUAUUGUAUGUAACGUCGCGACAUAAUAAGUGUAAUCUUCAAAUACGAAUUCAGUAGGGAGAUUCGAGCACCAGCAUCGAAACAUAAAAUUCGGCUAUUUUCUAGUUUUACAGGUACAUACUCUGAAAGACUAUAGUGACAUAUUAUACAUCAAUGCUGAAAGAUAACAAAUAUGUUUUCUUUAAUUCCGAGUAGGUACUUACAGAGUAAAUUAAACAUGUGAUAAGAACACCAGACAUGGAUGUAUGGGCUAUAAGUCUGCCUAAACUUCGAUUUAAAAAAAAAUACUUUCGGAAAUUUCUAAACGUAUGUAAUGUAUGUCAAACUUUUUUGAACAUUGCGCGACAUGUUUUGCAGUUUGUUUAUUUUGUGAUUGCAACCAAAUAAUUAAGAAUUAGUUUGUAAAUUCAAGUGUAAUGAUAAAUUAUAUGUAAAAUAAAUAAUGUUACCGAGAAAUAAAAAUGUUCGUGAAGACACAUCAACACCGAAACGUCGCCGGCUUGGUUCUGCAAGGAUGUCUCGGCCAAAGCUUCAAAUUUUUGAUAAAAAAGCUAAAAUGUUGGUUCCUGCAAGUCCAAUUCAUCGGCCUGAGUCUCCUGUAGACAAAAAUGAUGAUCCCCCGCUGCCGUGCAACCAAAUAGAGUUCCUGCAUGACUCUGGAAACACAAGCAGUACAUCAAGUGAAAUUCCAUGUUCUCCCGGCAUUUUAGAAUGUUCACAGUCGAAAAAUGAAGAUAAGUGGGAAUCUUUAGACGUGAGUCACAAUAUUACAAACUUAGCAACAGAAAUAGUAAAAGAAUUGGGUGAAAUUAAUGAUAUAUCUGAAGAGUUGUUUAAUUCCAAGUUAGAACAAGAAGCAAAUUUAUGCGAUCAGGUAAAAGAUACAUUGCUGACGGCGAUGUGCGAAAAACACUUAAGAGACAAUAUUGAGGAGAGUUUUGAUGCAAUAAAUGAGUCUAUAUACAACUUAACUAAAGGCGAAGAUGAUAUAAAUGAUAAAAGAAAUACAUUAUUUGAGACCAAAGAUUCAUUCCUGUUGGAUAUUAGAGAAAGCGGAAUUGUUGACGAGAAGGAAAACAAUGCAAAUAACACAACUCAACUAGGGAAGUGUAAGAAAGAUAUAAGUAGCUUUUAUGGGCUUCCAAUCUUGGCAAAAAGUUUAUUCAAAACAUUCAGAAGUAUAGAAAAGUUUUAUGAUUGGCAAGAGGAGUGUCUAAACUUGCCUGCAGUGAAGGAACGCAGGAACUUGAUCUAUGCACUCCCAACCAGCGGUGGUAAGACAUUAGUUGCUGAGGUACUCAUGCUACGAGAGGUGCUGUGCCGGAAGAAGAAUGCCCUCUUCAUCUUGCCAUUUGUGGCCAUAGUCCAGGAAAAGAUGUGGUCACUCACACCGUUUGCUGUGAAACUAGAGUUUUUAGUAGAAGAGUAUGCAGCAGGCAAGGGACACAUACCACCAAAGAAGCGGCGGAAGAAGAACAGUAUUUAUAUCGCCACCAUUGAGAAAGGAUUGGCAUUGAUUAGGAGUCUCAUUGAGGAGAACAGGCUGGAAGAACUUGGGCUUAUUGUGGUGGAUGAACUGCAUCUGAUUGGAGAACCCGGCCGCGGCGCGACCUUAGAAACCUUAUUGACCACAGUACUUUUUGCUGACAAAGGCAUCCAGAUAGUGGGUAUGAGCGCGACGAUCGGCAACUUGCCGGAUGUGGGCCGCUUCCUGCGUGCCGAGGUGUUCCAGCGAGAGUUCCGCCCCGUCGAGCUGGUGGAGUACGUGAAGCUGGGUGACAUGCUGCACCGGCUCGUCUACACGGGUGACGACGUCGAGGUCACGCCGCAUCGGCAGUUAUCCUACGAUUACUCUGCGGCGGGCGUGAGCCUGGACCCAGACCUGCUGGGCGGGCUGGUGGCGGAGGUGGUGCCGCGGGGCUCCUGCCUCGUGUUCUGCCCCACCAAACGCAACUGCGAGAACGUGGCCGCGCUGCUAUGCAAACUGCAACGCAGAGAGAUGGCGGUUCACCGGGUGGAGGAGCGCGUGCAGCUGGCGUGCUCGCUGCGCGGCGAGGGCGCAGGCGCGGAGCUGGUGCUGGCGGCUCGCUGCGGGGUGGGCUACCACCACGCGGGGCUGUCCGCUGAUGAGCGGGCCUUGCUGGAACACGCUUUCAGGUCGGGCGUGAUCUCAGUGCUGUGCUGCACGUCCACGCUAGCGGCGGGCGUGAACCUGCCGGCGUCGCGCGUGAUCAUCCGCGCGCCGCGCGUGGCCCGGGACUUCCUCACGCUGGCCGCCUACCGCCAGAUGGCGGGCCGCGCCGGCCGCGCCGGCGUCUGCGAUACUGGCGAGAGCAUAAUAAUCUGCGAGGCGCGCGACUGGCUGCAGCUGCGGUCCGUGCUGGCGGGCGGGCUGGGCGCCGCGCGCAGCAUGCUGCUGCCGCACGUGCACGAGCUGCUGCUCAGCGCCGUGGCGCUGCGCCUCGCGCACACCAGGGCCACCUUGAAGGAGAUGCUCGCCACCACGCUGCUGGCCGUCGCUAAGACUGACAGCCCAAUAGAUAUAAAACUAGUAUGCGACAAGGGUAUACAUUCGUUGCUUCUGAGCGGUGCGUUGGAAGUUAUCAACAGGGCUCCGGAGCCAAAAGACUCAAGUUUGGGACAAGGAGACUGCGUGGUGUACAAUGACAGUCAGUUGGUUGUCAGCAAACUCGGCCGCGCCGCUAUUAAAGGAUGUAUGGACCUCUCUACGGCCAAGCAGCUGCAAAAGGACCUGGAAGUGGCGUCUCGAUCCCUGGUGGUGAUGGGCAGCCUGCAUCUGUUAUAUUUGGUUACACCACACGGGGCCGCCGGCAUCAGGCCCGACUUAAGACAUUAUUAUUCUUUGUAUACCGCACUAGACGAAGAAGGUCUACAAACAGCUAAAAUCCUUGGUAUCUCGGAAGUGAACGCUGUUCGCAUGAUGACUGGAAAAAUAAUUACGAGAGUUCCAGAGUCGGUGCUGUACCGGUUCUAUCUGGCUAUGAUGCUAUAUGAUCUGUGGAAGCAGCAGCCGAUCCCAGAAGUCGCCAACAAAUACUGUAUACCCCGAGGCAAGGUGCAGUCAGUGAUGUCAUCAGCCGCAGCGUUCGCGUCGGGAGCUCACAAGUUCUGUGACGAGAUGGAGGCGCUGUGGCCGUUCCGCGCGCUGUUCGCGGACCUGGCGCCGCGGCUGCAGCAUUGCGCCGCGCCAGAACUGCACCAGCUGAUGGAACUACCGGCUGUUAAGAAGGCCCGGGCGAUGCAGCUGCUGCGCGCGGGGUACAAGCGCGUGGAGGACAUCGCGAAGGCGUCCGUGGACGACCUGGUCGCGGCCGUGGCGCACCUCUCGCGCGCCGCCGCCACGCACCUGGUCAGCGCUGCACGGAUGUCCCUCAUAGAAAAAGUGGAAAAUCUUCGUGCAGAAGCCGAAGAUGUUAUGGAAGAACUGAACAUGUAAUUUAUACAUAAAUAUUGUAAACGACUGACCGUGUUAUAUAAUAGCCAAAUUAUAUUCCAGUGAUAAAUAGUUAAUGUUAAUAAUGUAUUAAAAGUAUUUAAAGUCAAAGUAAAAUGAGGUGUGAUAUUGUGCGAUUAAGGCUAAUGUAUAUUGUGAUUUAAAUAUUAUCUAGUGAAGUCUAUAGGAAUAAUAAAUCUUUGUUAUCAAGAUAAUGGAAUCUUGUUAUUAAUAAAAUUUGUUUGGUUAUUA
Messenger RNA from Pectinophora gossypiella (pink bollworm), 4828 nucleotides. RefSeq names its product helicase POLQ-like (gene mus301). The transcript has 16 exons. NCBI's taxonomy places the organism in Eukaryota, Metazoa, Arthropoda, Insecta, Lepidoptera, Gelechiidae. The record is from RefSeq and is a predicted model, not a curated record. Bases 1565 to 4579 code for a protein of 1004 amino acids. Gene Ontology annotation, molecular function: ATP binding; nucleic acid binding.